Molecule: messenger RNA, 2079 nt
Organism: Corythoichthys intestinalis (scribbled pipefish)
Lineage: Eukaryota; Metazoa; Chordata; Actinopteri; Syngnathiformes; Syngnathidae
Product: gastrula zinc finger protein XlCGF57.1-like
Exons: 2
Coding region: 300-1754 (484 amino acids)
Biological process (GO): regulation of transcription by RNA polymerase II
Cellular component (GO): nucleus
Molecular function (GO): RNA polymerase II cis-regulatory region sequence-specific DNA binding; DNA-binding transcription factor activity, RNA polymerase II-specific
Source: RefSeq, a predicted model, not a curated record
UAACAAUUUAGUGGACUAAAGAGUCCCAUUUUAAAGCACAGUGGAAGCCGUUUGACUUCAUGUUGAAGCUUCGCAGCCUUACCUUAGUUGAGUUUAGCUCGCUAGCUAAGACACGUUAAUGUAUUCCGAUUGUUUUGGUUUAACGCCACUUGCCCACUUCGAAUUUGCAAACCUGGUUUUCAGGAAAAGUAGAUCGGUUAACUUGAGAAUGAUUACAUUUAAUUAUAUAAGACCCUUCUCGACUUGUCUUGAAGAUGCCUCAAAUUACUACUGACUGAAGGCCAACGCAAAGGGUAGGCAUGGAAAAUGAGGAGAGGAAAUCCAGGUCACGACGAACAACUAAAAAACUAAAGAAAAUGAGGUGUCCCACAGAUGUCACUGUAGAAGAUCUUCACCAUGAGAAGCACGAUCCCCUCCACGUUAAACAGGAAGAGGAGUCCGAGAUGCCGUGCAUCAAACAGGAGGCAGAACCAGAGACCCCCGACAUUAAAGAAGAAGACCAGGAAGUUGGAAUCCCCAAAUUUCCAGUGAGUGUCGGUGUGAAGAGCGAAGAAGACGAAGGACCAAGCGAAGAGAGCGGAGUAGCGAACCCUUUGAGCGACAGCUCAUUUCAGCACGUGACAACAAAAGGAGAGAAACCGGACGGCCUCUUAGCUCCGCUUUCAGACAGCGACGACAUAACGUCACAUUCUUCUGACUUUAAUAAUGAUGAGGAGGAGGAUGACUUUGACCAAAAUGCUUCGAAAUCUUCAGACAAGUCAUUACUGAAAAAAGACACAAAGGAAUGCGUGGUUGGGAAACCUUUCACUUGCACACUUUGCGGUAAAAGAUUCAUCGAUAAGAAAGGUUUAAACAAACACACGAGCAGACACACUGGAGAGAAGCCUUUCGCCUGCACACUUUGUGGUAAAAGGUAUUCUAGGAAGACUCAUUUAGAAAGACAUAAGCCUACACACACUGGAGAGAAGCCUUUUGCCUGCACACUUUGCGGUAAAAGAUUCACUGAGAAGGGAGUUUUAAACAAACACACAAGCACACACACUGGAGAGAAGCCUUUUGCCUGCACACUUUGUGGUAAAAGAUUUAUCGAGAAGGGACGUUUAAACAGACAUACCAGAAACCACACUGGAGAGAAGCCUUUCGCCUGCACACUUUGUGGUAAAAGAUUCAUUCAGAAGACUGAUUUAGAAAGGCAUAGGCGUACACACACUGGAGAAAAGCCAUUUGUCUGCUCACUUUGUGGUAAAAGAUUCACUGAGAAGACUGAGUUAGAAAGGCAUAAGCGUAUCCACACUGGAGAAAAGCCUUUUGCCUGCACACUGUGUGAUAAACGAUUCAUCUACAAGGGACGUUUAAACAGACAUACCAGAAACCACACUGGAGAGAAGCCUUUUGCCUGCACAAUUUGCAACAAGAGAUUUAAUUUUAAGAGUGAUUUAGAAAGGCAUAAGCGUACACACACCGGAGAGAAGCCUUUUGCCUGCACACUUUGCGGUAAAAGAUUCACCGAGAAGGGAAUUUUAAAGAAACACACAAGAACACACGCUGAAGAGAAGCCUUAUGCCUGCACACUUUGUGAUAAAAAAUACUCCAAGAAGGCAAAUUUAAAUAUUCACACAAAAACACACUCUGGAGCGAAGCCUUUUGCCUGCACCCUUUGCGAUAAAAAUUUUUCUCAGAAGACUGAUUUAGGAAUACAUAAGCGCACACACACCGGAGAAAAGCCUUUUGCAUGCUCACCUUGUGGUAAAUGAUUCGCUCAGAAAGGAAAUUUAGUAAUCCACGCAAGAAGCCACACUGAGUAAAAACCUUAAAAUUAUAGCGUGUGACAAAAUAUUCUGAUUCCUGCAUUUACAGUGGAAAAAGCAUUUCAAUUUCAUUAUUCAGUUUCCCAUGAGCCUCUUUUGAAAAAGUUGUUGAAAUAAUUUUUCAGGUGCUUUUCUUUUUUUACAACUAUCGUAUACACAUUAGGGGUGUAACGGUACACAAAAUCUCGGUUCGGUACGUACCUCGGUUUUGAGGUCACGGCUCGGUUCAUUUUCUACGGUGGCCGAGAGAUGUCAGGCGAAAUGCAAAGUC